Molecule: messenger RNA, 348 nt
Organism: Monascus purpureus
Lineage: Eukaryota; Fungi; Ascomycota; Eurotiomycetes; Eurotiales; Aspergillaceae
Source: the annotation of a GenBank genome assembly
AUGCCACAGGCUAUGCUACUAGCAAGAAGUAUGACCUGCAGGAGGCUCAGAUCAAGUCAACCCUUGAGCAAUGGGGUGUCUUGGAAGGACAUUGAUCUGGACUUCCAGCGGGUUGGAGUCCCCAAGGAGAACCCGGAUUCUCAGCUUUCUUCAACAACAUAUCUGCGCAUGUUCGCUCAGGCAAAGGAUGCACAAACAGUUGGACGCGUGCCAGCUGCCUGGAUGUGGAAUAGCAUGCAACAUUACGCGGGAAUGCAUCGCACUCUCCAUGCGCAGUGCCAUCCCAAUUCCCUUCUUGGGAUUCUACCCGGUUACCUUCCCCCAGAGCGAACUCGACGAGGCCGUUAA